Funneliformis mosseae is the source of this 965-nucleotide messenger RNA. Lineage: Eukaryota; Fungi; Glomeromycota; Glomeromycetes; Glomerales; Glomeraceae. The record is from the annotation of a GenBank genome assembly.
AUGUUCGAAACCAAUCCUUAUGCGAGUGGACUACCGCAAUCAACAGAGCUUCAAGAUUUACUUAUGUGUGAAUCACUAUUUGAUGAAUUCACCACGACAAAUAAUUUGAAUAAUAAUCCAAAUACAACGCAACCACCUUCGACUACAAUGUCGGAGUUUGAAGCUCAAAUACAAGCAAUGUUAGCUGCAAAUAGUAAUAAUAUCGAAAGUUCUAACGAUGGUCAUAAUCAAAUUUUUAAUAAUUAUCAAUAUCCUGUAUCAACUUUGCCUACCGAUACUCUAUUUAAUUCAUCGGACAUAUUAGCUUCUCUAAAUUCUCAUGAUUCAUUCUUAAAUUCACCCAGUUCUUAUACUACGAUUGACGACAAUUGUUCCUUAGACACUCUUUCUCCACCACAAUUUAAUUCCUUACAAGAUUUUACUAUUUCACCGAUCGAUGCUAAUGUUCAAGAAUUUUGUCAAGACUCUUCUAUGGAAGGAUCUCCUUUUGAACAAUUAUUAACUUCAAAAAACGAUCUUGACACACUUAACUUAAUCGCUUCUCAGCAGUUUGAUAAUGCUAAAAAGCGCGCUAAUUUAACAUUUGAUCGUGAUAGUAUUUCACCUGAUAAAUCAUCAAAAAAGAAGCGUAAAAGUCUAAAUAGUGUGAUUGGUAAAUCUAUUAAAAAAUCUUCAACUGGAUUGAAAUCUUCGGGACAUCCAACUUCUACUUCAGGAACUGAGUUUGUUAAAAGUGAAUUAAAUUCUUCAGAUGGUACUCAAAGUAUUGUAGUUCCUAGUUCUCCCGUUAUUUCUUCAGAUACUUCAAAUUAUGCUACAAACUCGAUGUUGGCAUUUAAUCAAGGUGCUUGGAAUCAAUCAGCUCAAACCGUUAAUCCUUCCGCAACGAGUUUCGUUCCCGAUGGGAUGAUCGAGUUUACGAAUAUACCUUUACUUGUCGCGCGUGAUAGUUCUCCUGCUGCCAA